CAUUUUCCACAUUCGUACGUCACGAUGAAAACGUUUGUCGGGUCGACGGCGCUGGCCUUGUCUGUGUUGCAGGCAGGCACUUCCGCGACCACCAUCUGCAAUGCCAUCCCGCCCCACUCGUGGACUCAAGCGGCGGCAUCCAACCCCAAGCUUCACGGUGCCAUCAACGAACUAAGCAAAUACGCGGUCGCGACAUGGUACACGGAUCGAUGGGGCGACUCGGUCAGCGACCUCCUUCAAAAGUGCACGGGCUCCCAAGUGCCUUCGAUUGUCAUCUACGGCCUCCCAAACAAGGACUGCGCCGACGGGUUCUCGAGCGGCGGCACCAACAAAGACGCUGCCAUGUACAAGGCGUGGGUGCAAAAUUUGGUGGCCCGCGUCGGUUCCCGUGAAGUUGUGUACGUGCUGGAACCGGACGCCAUCGGACUCCUCUCCAACAACAACUGCGCCAAGCAAUUCAACUACCUCGACAACCUCAAACUCGCCCUCGGACUCAUCUCGGCCGGCAACCCCAACGCCAAGGUGUACAUGGACGUGGCGUCGUGGUCGAAGCGCGACGAAGCCGCUAAAAUCUUGAGCGACCUCAAGUCUGCGGGUCGACUUCACGGGAUCGCGAUCAACACGUCCAACUACAAGACCAACGCCCAGCUCAUUUCGACGUGCGAGUUCUACUCGGCGGCCACGGGCGGCCUUCAUUGCGCGUUUGACACAUCUCGCAACUACCGUGGAUCGAUCGGCGACGAAUGGUGCAACUCAGCUUCGGCCGGGAUCGGCGCCCCCCCGGGCUCGGACACUGGCCAUUCCCUCGUCGACUUCAACUUGUGGCUCAAGGUACCUGGCGAGAGCGACGGCGUGUGCAAUGGGCGCACGCCCGAUGCCCAAGUUGGCCCCAAUGCUGGCGAGUUCUUUCCCCAAGGAUUCACCUCGCUCUGGGACAACGGCUACUUUGUCGACAAAAAGGGGUUUCCAAAGAUCGGUGGCGACUCGUGGCCUGCCCCGAGCCCGUCGACACCAAGCCCUCCGCCUCAGCCAACUGACGCCCCUGCGACGCAAGCUCCGUCCGUUCCAAGCCCUCCGCCAACGGACGCCCCUGCAACGCAAGCUCCUGCUCCGACCACCAGUGACGCCACGACGACGUCCCCGACAACCACGUCGACCACGGACGAAACCAAUUCCGUCGAGCCCACGACAGCAUCCACUCCGGAAGUCACCGCUUCCGGCGAUUCGAACGCGAUUACCUCGAACGAUGGCGUGCCGCGGACGACUCCAGCCACCGAGUCAGGCAACGGCUCUGUCGGCAUCUCUGCGCAAGCGUCGCCGGAAGAAGAAACCAUGACCCCGUCCUUGAUCAUCUUGAUUGCGGCGGUCGCGAUCACAGGCGUCGUCGCGACCGUGCUCGCUGUCGCGUACAUCCGAAAACGCAACAUUCGCGAAAAACGCAACGAUUUUGUCCAACGCGACUCGACCGGGAUUGUCGUGCUGGGGCACACCACUCCCAUGAACGGCCUCGACACCCAGCGCGCGCUCAGUGUGCUCUAGGUGGCUGCCCGAGGAGAACUGCCUUGUUUAGAAGUUGUAGAUUCCUUCGUACGUCGACGCCUGCAUGCUCGUUUUCACCGCCCUCCCUGGCAGCUACACUUGUGUACUCGAAGAGCGUGGUGAAGUCCAAUAUCAAUGUAUUUAAUGAAUUCCGCGGUGCAUUGCCCAGUCUACCACAACAUGGCCAUCCGCUUCAUGUUUUUGGUGCUUUGCCAGCCAUGUGCGCCGACCAUCGUGCACCCCCACGGUCGCAUGGCU
Messenger RNA from Aphanomyces invadans, 1797 nucleotides. RefSeq lists its product as hypothetical. Gene Ontology annotation, biological process: cellulose catabolic process. The record is from RefSeq and is a predicted model, not a curated record. The coding region runs from base 25 to 1539 and encodes 504 amino acids. The transcript has a single exon. Gene Ontology annotation, molecular function: hydrolase activity, hydrolyzing O-glycosyl compounds. NCBI's taxonomy places the organism in Eukaryota, Oomycota, Saprolegniomycetes, Saprolegniales, Verrucalvaceae.